UGUUGUUGUUGUUGUUGUCGUUAUCAGCCCAGUCUUGUAGGCUUCCUGCCCAAUUUUGGAUUUCCGUUGACAUUUAUGUAUUUAUCAGAUCCUUGAUCCAACACAGUGACAGCAGCUUUAAACAUUAAGCUCUGAGUUACCUUACUUGAUAAUUUGCCUUGUUACACAAGUCUUACACAGUCCUAUAAGUCCUUGUGAUAUUAUUUGAUCGUAAUGGGGAAUGCUAUGAUGAAACAAUCUUAUGAAAGUCUUAUGAAAUCAUAUACACUAUUUAAAAAAGAUUGUAAGUCAUAAACUAUCACAGCAUAUGUGCAUAUUGAACAGUGUAUUCCAGAUUUAGUUAGUCUUUGCUGUUAUAAUAAUCUACACUCUACUGGGAGCUUAUGAGUAUAUCUGUGGGGAUUUGUGCUCAUUCAGCUACAAGAGUAUUAGUGAGGUCAGACACUGAUGUUGUAUGAGGAGCUCUGGGAUGAAGUCAAUGUUCUAGUUCAUCCAAAAGGUGUUCGGUUCGGUUGGGAUCAGUGCUCUGUGCAGGUGACUUUAACCUUUCACAUCAACCUUGGCAAACCAUAUUAUAGUAGGGCUUGCAUUGUGCAGUGACACUGUUAUGCUGAAAUAAUUUUAAGCCCCUUUGUUCCAUUGAAGGAAACUGUGAUGCUAUUUCGUACAAUGUCCUAAAAAUAUAGGCUUCCAUCUUUGUGGCAACAGUUUGGAGAAGGCGAACAUAUGGUUGUGAUUGCCAGGUGUCCAGAUACAUUUGGCCAUAUAGUGUGCAUAUACUGUAAAAUGUUGGGCAAAAUAUUCUGCUUCCAAGUCUUAUUUUUCACAAUUAUACAGGGAAACUGUACAAUGAAAUGAGUAAUGUUUUAAUCUGAUGACAAGUAUAGUACACAGGACAGCAUUUAAAACCAAGCAAUCUAACUUCAAAAAAUGACAAAAACAGUAAUUGCCCCUUGAGUCACCCCACUGACUGUCUCAUUUCUUUUUCCAGGUAUUUUGACAUUAAACAUCAGUUUUUAAUCCCUUUUGUGUGAACAUUAAGGGCUCCAAAUUUUGGGGUUUCUUAGAUGAGUGUGGCUGCCCAUGGCUUGUGUCCAUGAGCAGUGUCCCUCCCCCUCCCUUUCGGGUUUCAGUACCCCAAUUUCUGACACUCCAUUUCGCCGGCCAGACUCUGAUGUGGCUGCAUGUACCCCGGAUACUGAACUCACCCCCACGCAAUGUGUCCUACGCAAUGUAUUGUCCAUUGAUCCUGUCGGGGAUGGGACCCACACACGGGGCAACACUCCCACUCCUAGUGAUGACCCUGCACAGUUCUCCAACAGUGUGCUGAAGCUGCACGAAGGUGGAGCUGAAGGGGGAGCCAUGCGCAACCAGUCAGAGAGCUUUAGGCUGCAGGCAGGUGGAGGAGGCUUUCUGGAGGGACUUUUUGGUUGCCUGAAGCCGGUGUGGACCAUGAUUGGCAAAGCAUAUUCAACUGAAAACAAGCAGAGCCAGGAAGAGUCCUGGGAGGUGCCCUUUGAGGAGAUCUCAGAGCUCCAGUGGGUGGGUAGUGGGGCUCAGGGAGCAGUGUUCCUGGGCAAGAUUCAUGGUGAAGAAGUGGCUGUGAAGAAAGUAAGAGACAUCAAGGAAACCGAGAUCAAACACCUCCGUAAGCUCAAGCACCCCAACAUCAUCACAUUCAAGGGUGUGUGCACACAAGCUCCAUGUUAUUGCAUUAUCAUGGAGUACUGUGCACAGGGGCAGCUGUACGAGGUUUUGAGAGCAGGGAGAAAGAUUACACCAUCACUGCUCGUCGACUGGGCCAUGGGUAUUGCAGGGGGCAUGAACUACCUCCACCUGCACAAGAUCAUUCACAGGGACCUCAAAUCACCUAAUAUGCUGAUUACCCAUGAUGACCUAGUGAAGAUCUCAGAUUUUGGCACGUCAAAGGAGUUGCGAGAUAAGAGCACAAAAAUGUCCUUUGCUGGCACCGUGGCUUGGAUGGCACCAGAAGUUAUAAGAAAUGAACCUGUCUCAGAGAAAGUGGAUAUAUGGUCAUUUGGGGUGGUUCUCUGGGAGAUGCUCACAGGUGAAAUCCCCUACAAAGACGUGGACUCUUCAGCUAUUAUCUGGGGAGUGGGCAACAACAGCUUGCAGCUGCCUCUGCCAGAAAGCUGCCCUGAUGGUUUUAAGAUCCUCUUAAAACAAUGCUGGAAUUGCAAGCCCAGAAAUAGACCAUCAUUCAGACAGAUUCUGCUGCACCUGGACAUUGCCUCAGCCGAUGUGCUAUCCACACCACAGGAGACCUACUUCAAAUCACAGGCUGAAUGGCGUGAGGAGGUCAAACAGCAUUUUGAGAAGAUCAAGUCUGAGGGAACAUGUCUGCACCGGCUAGACGAGGAGCUCAUUAACCGUCGCCGUGAAGAGCUCAGACAUGCCCUUGACAUCAGAGAGCAUUAUGAGAGGAAGCUGGAAAGAGCCAACAACCUUUAUAUGGAACUGAGUGCUGUCAUGCUACAGCUAGAGCUGAAAGAAAAAGAACUGCUUAGAAGGGAGCAGUGCCUGGAUAAGAAAUAUCCUGGGCUGUUCAAACACCAUCCUUCAAACACAGUGGACAAACUCAUUAAGAAGAGGAACGUACCCCAAAAGCUUCCUUCACAUGGCAAGAGACCCGACCUCCUAAGAUCAGAGGUCAUCCUCCCUAAAAUGGACCCUGGCGUGGUGCAAGUAACGGUUCCUUCUUGUGCAAACCGGACCUCUACUUCACCAAGUCGUGCCCGGAGGGUUAAAACGCGGCAUCGCAGGGGGGGCCGGGGAAGCAGUGGUGAUCUCUCGGGGCCCAAGCACUCCACUGGUACCUCCACCAGAGAGAGAGAAACACCCACACUGAGCACUGCACCACCCAGUGGUGCUCCAGCUACCGAACAAACAGUGGGAACUGCUUCAAGAGGAAGCCAGCUUGAAGCCCCCCCACUUAAACUGUCCUCCUCCAGCCCAGACCUGCUUUGCUCAACCCAUGGAGCUGAGGGCGGAGCCAGUGGUGGGGCUGGAAGUCUGAGUGUGUGUGAAGGGCUUGUUAGCGGAGUCCGAGGCGUGGCUGAAGCUGCUGUGGGAUUGGAUGAAACUCCACCACGGAGCGACACAGCAAGCGAGGAUGCUGCGUCGCUCCCUUUCUCGAGCAGUCCCGAUUCACCCUGCUGCGCAAGAGGUGUGGCUGUGGGACGGGGACACUCUCUGGGGGAGGAAAGAGAGGAUGGAACUGGGGCAGUUCGAUUGCCGAGGGGAGCUAGUGGCAGUCAUUUGACUCCAUCAGCUAUACUUUACAGAGCAGCUAUUACACGCAAGCAGCGCCGUGGUGUGUCUUCAGAGGAAGAGGAGGGAGAAGUAGAUAGUGAAGUGGAACUACCAAGGAGACGACGGCCAACUAGUAUAUCUAAGUGCCAGUCGGUAUCCACCUUCAGCUCAGAGAAUUUGUCUGUCUCGGAUGGAGAGGAAGGCCAUACCACUGACCACUCUCACAGCGGCACACCAGAUGUGGUCAGCACUAAUACAGAUGAGCGCCUGGAUGAUCGAAGUGAUGACCUCAUCUCACAGGGCUCUGAGAUCCCCGCUGACAUCACAGACCCUGCAGUCUCAGAGAGGGAGGCUGCUGCUCUUGAACAGGAGAGAGCAAACUUUGAUCUGGAACAAAACAUUUUGGAGACCCGAGCAUUGUGUGAAGAUUCAGAUUGCGACAGUGCUGAGCUUGACCAAUCGGGGAGUGGAGAACCAAGUCGCCCCCCAAGUGCAGGAGGCUGGGGUCAGGGUCCGAACUAACAAACGUGCAUACAAAAACACCCAACCCUGUGCAUUUGUAAAUAUUGUAUAUAUGUUCACCAAAACAUCUACCAGCACACUUCCACAUUUGUAGUAUCACUGAAACACCUGAUACACCAAACAUACACAAACACCAGGAAAUUUGCCUAUAUUAGGGCCUGUAACAAACUGGUGAUGCAGAUUCAAUUGAUUAAUGAAACAAGCAAAUAUUAGCCACUUUAAGAACAUACUUGUACAAGCGUGACUUGAUGUCAAUGAGAUUCCAAAGACCAGGGCCCCAUUCUUUGUAAAUGAAUCUCAUAUCAAUUAGAAUUUGUAAUAAUUUAAAAUUUCCCUGAUUUUUUUUUAAAAAUAUGGUUACCCAAAGCAAGUUCAAGGUUACAGGUGUUCCUUUCCUUUACUAAUCAUCUUCAACAUAUACUCAUAAAGCUUGAAAUUACAGUCUUACUUAUAGUUGUACUUACAUAUACCUAUUAUACUUGAACUCAUUUAUGUAUUCAACAAAAAUAGGGCUACACACUUUUCCAUAAAUAAUGAUUAUGAAAGGUGCUGACUCUUAUUAUCGGGAGGCUUUAUAAUAACAUACUCACCCUCAUAUCUACAUCCCCUACCCUAUACAUAUUUGUUCCUAAUUAUGGCUUCUUUUCAACCAUCAAGAUUCUAUGACAAUUUAAUUUUACCCUGUGGGAUUGGUGUGGGAACUGAUGAGUGCAGGAAUUAAUUCUUGAAAUUAAACAGGCGAGAACAAGCAAAGCAAUUAUUAUCUUUUGUUCUUAUAGAACAAAAAACAAAACAAAACAAACAAACAAAAAAAAUCUAUGCAGAAGACACCCUAGAAACUAUAGCUAGAAACAUCAGUGGUUAUUAGCAGGUGUGGCAUUUUUAGCCCAACACAUAUAAACACUAUAAAUAUCAUCAAUUUAGCAUCUAUUUCUAAGUCUUUAAAAUAUAUCACUCACUAUCUCUUGUUUUACAGACUUUGAGCCUCAUUUAUCAAUUAUUUACAAAAUCUGUGUGUAAAAAUUCUCAUAUGCCAAACUAAAAAAUCCUGUCAGAUUUACAAAUGUUUUGGUAACAUUUAUAUUAUUUUUUACUAUUUUUAUGUAUUUUAUGUUCACAUGAUCAAUUCCAAUUACCCAUAAAUUAAACAAACUUCAUGAAAGGCAUAGCACAUAGUGAGCUGAGUGACAAAACAACCAAAUGUGGAAAUAACCUCUUUCCGAUAGUGCAGUUCAGCCAAUGCAGUGUCUUCUACAGACACACACUUACUUAACUGCUUUUAUUUCUUUUAGGGUGCCAUUACUUUUAUUUGGCUUGAAUGGCUUAUCUAAUUUGAAAUUGAUUUCUAGUUUUGAUUUAACAUAAAACAACUGAUUUUCACAGAAUUUUGUGUAAUUGAAAUAAAUUGCUUAUUCAAACUAUUUAAACUACUCAGCAUAAUCGAUCAAAAAACUGUAACUCAAUCAAGGUUCACAUAAGUCUCCUUACUCAAAUGUUUUUCCAAACUGGAAAUUGAUACCACUUUAAUAGUGUCAAUACACUUUCAAACAAUUUACAAGUGAAACUUUUGCAUCCAGAUUGAUAAAUGAGGCCCAGUGUUUGCUUAAAUGAAAAGAGUUCUGAACUAUUUCACUUCUUUCUGUAAUGAGUGGAUCAGCAGGAGGUAUGCAGUAGUUAUUCAGUUAAGUUGUAAUUAUUUGUAGCAAAAGUAUUUUUUGUUUAGUUUGCUAGUCAAUGAUAAUUACUGUGCUAACUUAAAGAUGAUAAUAGCAUUCACCACACAAUUGAACUUUGUUGAUAUGAACACUACGUAUUAAUACUGAAUUUAUUGAUCUUACAUAUUGGCUUUGUUCAUAUCAUCUUUACCACUUAAUUAAGAAAUGUCCAAUCAGUAUGUCAGGAUAUACCUAUUCUUGUGCUACUGCAAUUGAAUUAUCAGGUACACGUUUUUAUCAAAUAAAUUCAAGACCAAAAAAAACAAAAAAAAACAAAAAAAAAAAAACCCUGAAGCCGAACAAUUAUUUGUAUCAGUAGCACAGUAAUGUUUGUCAAUAUUAUUUUGUCUGCUUCUUUUUAUUUGGCAUUUAGAACAAUUUGUUUGAUUUUAUGGGAUGUGGAUGCAAAAAAAGAACUUGAUGUUUUACUUUUUUUUAGAUGCUUACCCUAACCCAGCUGUUGUUCCAUGUCUUGAGUAGGUUUUUAUUUUUAUAUAUAUAUAUAUAUAUAUUUCUCAUUUCUGCCAUUGCACAAAAGCAGUAUUUAUGGUUUACAGGUUCUAAUUGUUUUAGACUCUCAGAACAAAAAAGGGGUCUUUGGUGUUUGGCUAGAUAUUAGUUGGCCCUAGUUUCUAAAGACAUAAUCUCUAACUUUCUCUAGAAUAAUUUUCUGAUCAGGUGCUUCAAGGCAUAUGGAUGCAAAACAGUUCUUUGUUAUAGAUGUUUAAAUUUGUUGUGAUAUGCUUACCCUAACCCAGCUCUAAACUUAAGCCUAGCCUUACCUUAAUAGAUACAGUAGAUAGCAAUGUACUAUGUGCUAACUUUUAUGAUAAGUUAUAGUUUCAAGCUAGGAUUGGGACUGGCUCCACCAGAGGGACAAAGCACAGCAUACUUUCAAGGGCAAGAUUUAUGAAAUCUUUUUUCCCUAACCAUAUACUCCUCAUAAGCACAUCACCAAGUAAUGUGAUUUGCAUAUUUAUAUAGGCCUAAAGCUCUCGCUUUUGUCAUUUCUACAGCAGCAUUCUUUGCCAGUUUUCUGACUUAUACUAAGUGAGACAGCAUGAGAGAUUUUCACAAUUAAAAAAUAAAUUGCCCUUGUCUUUAAGAACUCACGUGAACUUUGAUAUCAAAUAUGAAUUUUGAAAUGAUAUAUUUUAGAAAAGCAUGGCUUAUUAUAAACAAUCUAUAAAGAAUGGGGCCCAGGAAAUUGCCACGGAAAAUUGACAAAUAUUAAGAACACAUUUUUUGAAUGAAAUUUAAAUAAAAAAUUAAUUCAUUUGGGAAUUGAAGAUUGGAUUUAUUAAUAAUAAGUUAGUAAUAAUAGACCAACUAAUGAUAGCUGGAAAACAUUUAAUUUAAUACAAGAAUUUAAGCAUGACAACUUUCACCAAACAAUCUACAAUCACUGAAUCAAGUGUCAUUUUAGAAUCUUUAAGAUACAACUUAGGAGCAACUUUGAAUUUAACAUUUUAAUAUUUUCUUCUUCGUAUUGCCUCCUGAUCUUAAGAUUUUUUUUCCUUUAAUAGGGACAUGCAAUAUGUACAUUACAAAUAUUCGGAAGAUAACACUUUUAUUUUCUGUACUUCCUGUAAAAAAACAAACAAACAAAAAACAUGGUGUAAAACAAAACAAAAGACUUUUUUGGAUGUAUGAGGAUUUUAACUUCAUAGUUUUAAGAGGUAUAAUGAACAAAAUGCAUGAAAUCUGUUUGUAAGCAUUUUAAUUUUCAAUUCAUUGUUUUUUAUAAAUUUGAGAAAUGUUUCCUUUUUUUUUUACCUUGAAUGUGUGUAAUAGCCUUGUGUUGCUUGUAGGCACUUUAUAUAAUAGAAUGUUAAUGUA
This is a messenger RNA of Tachysurus fulvidraco (yellow catfish), 7349 nucleotides long. RefSeq names its product mitogen-activated protein kinase kinase kinase 12 (gene map3k12). Lineage: Eukaryota; Metazoa; Chordata; Actinopteri; Siluriformes; Bagridae. Gene Ontology annotation, biological process: protein autophosphorylation; JNK cascade. The transcript has 13 exons. Gene Ontology annotation, molecular function: JUN kinase kinase kinase activity; ATP binding. The record is from RefSeq and is a predicted model, not a curated record. The coding region runs from base 1084 to 3795 and encodes 903 amino acids.